AUGAAGCGCACUCCGUCCUCGUUGUCGGGCUCGCCGUUAGCGCCCAAGUAUGGAGAGGGAGCGUCAUCUAUUUUAACGGCCGCCGGUGGACGGGCCGGCAAUCCGUCAAGCACAGCAGCACGCCAUGGAGGAGCUACUGGCGGCGGCGAUGGCGGCAUCCGAGGCUCCCCUUCACCGUUCUCGCUGCGUCGACCCGCCCUGAGUGCAAGCGAUAGUGCGGGAGAUAGUCCGGGAGGAGAUGAUGGUGUUCCCUCCGGUGCUGGUGCUAGUGCUGGUGGUGGUGGUGGUGGUGGUGGUGGUGGCUCGGAGAGGGACGGAAGUGGGACGACGGACAGCAGUGUGGGGAGUGGGAUACUCACCGCCGCCGAUAUUUUGGCAUAUCGCGCUACUAGUAGCUCAACGCGAAAAGGAUCGCUGCACGCCGGCGGGAGUCCCAGCAGCAAUCGCGUGGCGCAGCCUUCAAAAGAGGCAGUGGCCGCUAAGUCCGCCCACAAGCCCGCUGGCGUGGUGGCGUCGACGGAUGCCGCGUCGAGUGCUGGUUCGGUGGCUUCUGACUCAUCCGACGUCAGCACCCGAGCCUGUGAGUCAGCCUUGGCCAGUCGUCGUGGCGGCCAUGCGAGCCCGCGUGCGAAGCCGAUGGACGCUCGUCACAACUCGUCGUCGUCGCUAUGGAGGUCACCAUCCGCGUCGUUCCCCUCUCCUCCUGCUGCAUCUGCUGCCGCCCCGUCAGCAGGCGCGAAGUCAAGAGGCGAGGCGGGCGCGUCGCCAUUGUCAGCAAGAGCGCCGCAGCAAGCGGCAGCCCGCGCCAUGAUGCUGCGGCGGUCACGUAGCUUCUCCACGUUCUCGCGCCCCCCUGCUACCGGUACGCCUGCUACGACCGGCGCGAUUGCUGGAGCUAGUUCUGCGGACGGCAGCAACAGUGGUGCUCAUUCCGCGUGCAGCAGCGCUGUUUCCGCGUGCGCCUCUGGCCGUAAACGGAACGAGAGGGAUGGCUGA
Molecule: messenger RNA, 996 nt
Organism: Closterium sp. NIES-65
Lineage: Eukaryota; Viridiplantae; Streptophyta; Zygnematophyceae; Desmidiales; Closteriaceae
Source: the annotation of a GenBank genome assembly